Messenger RNA from Cavenderia fasciculata, 1926 nucleotides. Its product is annotated as Glycerol-3-phosphate dehydrogenase. The transcript is spliced from 4 exons. Gene Ontology annotation, biological process: glycerol-3-phosphate metabolic process. The record is from RefSeq and is a predicted model, not a curated record. The coding region runs from base 1 to 1926 and encodes 641 amino acids. Gene Ontology annotation, cellular component: mitochondrion; glycerol-3-phosphate dehydrogenase (FAD) complex. Gene Ontology annotation, molecular function: glycerol-3-phosphate dehydrogenase (quinone) activity. Lineage: Eukaryota; Evosea; Eumycetozoa; Acytosteliales; Cavenderiaceae.
AUGUCAAGGUUAUUUUCAUUUGCAAAGAGAAACAAGUAUGCAUUGAUAGCAGCAACAGGUGUUACAGCAUGGGGUACAACAAUGAUGUAUAACUUUAAUCCAGUUCAACAUGAAACUACUCUAGAUAGAUACAAUAGAAUCAAUCAAAAAAAGGCAAACGAUAUCAUUAGUAAAGGUUCAUCAGAUGAUGUUCAACAAUACUUUAAUGCUUCUUCUUCUCUAUUGACUCGUGAUCAACAAUUACAGAGAUUACGUAAUCUAUCAACAACAAAUCAACAACAACAACAACAACAACAACAACAACAACAACAACAACAACAAGAAGGACCAUUAUUGGAUAUGGUAGUUAUUGGUGGAGGUGUAACUGGUUCUGGUAUUGCAUUGGAUGCUGCUAGUCGUGGACUAUCGGUUGCAAUGUUUGAACGUGGUGAUUUUUGUUCUGCUACUUCUUCAAGAUCAACUAAAUUAAUUCAUGGUGGAAUUAGAUAUUUAGAAUCAGCUAUAAUGAAUUUUGAUGUUGAAGAUUUAAAGUUGGUAAAGGAGGCAUUAUCAGAGAGAUCAAAUCUAUUGAAUAAUGCGCCACAUCUUUCACAUCCAUUACCAAUUACAAUACCUGUUUAUAGUUGGAUUGAUCUACCAAAGAUGUGGAUUGGUACUAAACUAUACGAUUACUUUUAUCCUGGUAACGAUGUUCCAUCAUCACACUAUCUCUCCAAAUCAGAGACAAUGAAACAUUUUCCCUACCUAAAAGAUGGAUUACUUGGGUCUAUUGUCUAUUAUGACGGUCAACACAAUGACGCUAGAAUGGGUAUUUCAAUUGCCUUGUCUGCUAGUCAACGUGGUGCUAUCACUGCCAACUAUACAGAGGUGGUUGGUUUCACUCGUGUAGUAUCAAGUGACCCAAAGAGUACAAUCAAUGGUGUAGUUGUAAGAGAUAGAUUGACUGGUGAACAAAUCAAUGUAAGAGCAAAGGUUGUAGUUAAUGCUACUGGACCAUUCUCUGAUUCAAUAAGAAAAAUGGAUGAUCCAAAAGUAUCAAGUGUCAUUGCAGGUGCUUCUGGUGUGCAUCUUAUCCUACCUUCUACUCUUUGUCCACCUGAUAUUGGCUUCUUAAAUCCAAAGACAAAGGAUGGUCGUUUAUUAUUUAUUCUACCAUUUGAAGGUAAAACUAUUGCUGGUACUACAGAUCAAAAAGCUGAUAUUACUUUUACUCCAAAACCAACAUCUGAAGAAAUUAAUUUUAUUUUAGAGGCAAUUAAUCAAUAUAGUAGAGAUGAGAAAUUAAUUGGUAAAGAAGAUGUAUUGGCAGCAUGGUCAGGAGUUAGACCUCUUGUUAAAAAGGGUGGUUUGGAUGGCGGUCCAACCUCUAAAAUCAACAGAAGUCAUUCUAUUCUUACAAGUCAAAGUGGUCUCAUUACUAUUGUAGGUGGUAAAUGGACUACUUAUAGAUCAAUGGCAGAAGAAACUGUAGAUAAAGCAGUUCAAUACAUUAAUACUUUUACUCGUCGUGGUUGUCACACUUCAAAUCUAUUGAUUUUUGGUGCUGAUAAAUAUUAUAAUGAUUUAUAUAAAUAUUUAAUGACUGAAUUUAAUGUUGAUGAACAAGUAGCCAAACAUUUAACACAUAGUUACGGAGAUCAAUCAGUUGGAUUAUUAAAGUUGGCAAAAGAUAGGGGAUUGACAAAUAGAUUAGUUAAAGAAUAUCCAUAUAUUGAAGCAGAAGUAAUUUAUGGAAUCAGGGAAUACGCAUGCACUGCCGAAGAUAUUCUAGCACGAAGAACUAGAUUAGCCUUUUUAGAUAACCGUAAAUCAUUAGAGGCAUUACCAAAGGUUGUAGAUUUAAUGGCAAAUGAAUUGAAUUGGAACAAACAAACAAAAGAAAAACAAUUAAAUGAUACAAAAGAAUUCCUUCAAACUAUGAUUUAA